AUCAAUCAUAUUAAAAGACAAUUAUUAUAUUGAGAUAAAUAUAAUAAAAGUGUAUUAAAUUUAUAUAUUUUACUUUCAUAAGCAUAAAUAUUUAUGUUCAAAAAUAAAAAUAUAUUACGUUGGUAAGACGGGUUAACAUUAGCUAACUAUAUAAUAGAUGUAUAAAAAUUAAAAUGUAUUUCAUUAAAGCUAAUAAUAUAAAAACAUUGUAUCUACUUUAAUCAUGAUAUUUUUUCAUUUUAAAUAUAAAUCUAUAUUUAUAUAUAUUAUAUUUAAAAUUCUAAUUAAUAUGUUUAAAAAUAUUUUAACAAUAUCCUAAUUUUCAAAAUGUUUAUGUAAAUAUUCUCACUAAUUUUGUAAUUAGCAAUGAACUAUUAUUAUGCACUAAUAUAUACUAAGUUUUCGUUUAUAAAAUGAAAAAUUAAAAUUCUAUCCUAAUUUAGUUACUUUAUAAUCAUAAUCAUCAAGUUAAAAUACAAUUAUUAUGACAGCAUAAACCAGUCAUUUUUUUGACAGCAUAAACCAGUCAAUUAUUUUAGGAAAAUAAUUAUUCACUUUUUGACGCCAUAUAUUAAAUUUUUAUUUUGAAUAAAAUUAGUUUCUUGAUUAAACUAUAACCAAAUUAAAUGGAUCACACUAUUUAUUUUUAUAUUGAACAACAAAUAAUAAUAAAAUAUGUAGACCAUGCUGUCGAUUUUUCUUACUUUUUUUUUUUGGUAAAAAAACUUUUUCUGUUCUGUCUGUUUAAUCUUUUUUUCAUGAGGUCAAUUUCAUCAACAGAAAAUCAUAUAGUUAGUGGAUUAAAUAACAGAAUAACAUGGCUAUAUUGAUUUCUCGGAGCAACCCCCUAGGUUCCUUCACUACACUUUUCAUUUUGGUUACUCACCUAUUUAGCCCAUAAAGAUAUAUCAAUGCCUAAUGACCAUCACCGAAAGGAGGUUUCAGCUAAUAUGUAUUCUUAAUUAUAGAUUUGGUUAGAUAUACCAAAAGUACAUGCAUAAACAUAUUAUCUGAGAGUUAGAUUUGAAUUUUCAGUUUUUAUUCAUAUUUCUGUCAACCUUAACCUAUCUCUCUAUAUGUUCUCCGGAAUACGUUCAAAAUCUUGGUAUGGAGAAAAAUAUGUAUAAACUAAAGCAGGUCAAAUGCUUGUCCAAUAUCUUAUCAUUUUUCAUCCCAAAGAUUCAAAUAUGAAGAAGUAAACAUGCUGAAAAAGAAAGAAAGAAGAAGUAAACAUUUGACACAGCUAUACGUUAUGACUUUCUAAUAAAAAGAAAUAAGAUAUUAAUUUAUAGUCAACAUAGAAUUGUUGAUUUAAAAUAAUAAUAUUCGUAAGAUAUAAUUUAACUAGUAUAUUUUAUAACCACAGUCUCUUGUCACAUAAAAUAUUUUGAAGUUCUUUGACAAAGACUCGUACACGCGGUUUAACCGUACGAACGCAUACACACACACACACGCUUUCACCUUCUUCUUUUUGUUGUGUUUAGAGGUUUAUUGUAAUAAAAAAGAUUUGGUACAAAAGAAUUGGUAAAAGAUAAGGGAGCAUAUUUGUAACCGAAUCAGAAAAAAAAAGACAAAUUCCGUAGAUAGCACAAGAAAAUGAUGACAAAAAUAGAAUAUAAUAAGGUCUUUUUUUUCUUUUUGACAUCAAUAAGGUCUUUUUUAUAUAUAGUUUUUAUUGUUGUGUUUAAAGAUUUAUUGUAAUAACUAAAAGAAGAUCAUACUUUACGGAGGCCUUUAGAGGUUUUUCUUAUUAAAGAAAGUUUUUAAUUUACGAUUUAGGAUUGCCAAAGUAAAUAUUGAGUCUGGUAUAGUUCGAUGAAUUGGAUUUGCUUAAAACUAUCUACAAUAUGGCUUGGUUGUUUGUUUACGAACGUCUAUGGAUUUUUGUAAAUGAUGUAUUUAAGUUACUAGUUUAAUUUGCUCUGGCGCAAGAAAUUUUAUUUUUAAUAACUAAACAAUUAAAAUGUAUUUAUAAACAGAUUAUCUUUUAUAUUAUCUUGUAGAUUUUUGUAUAUGUGAUUUUGUUUCAUGAUUAUAUGGAUAUGGUAGGAAAUUAGAUCAUUUAAUACAAUCCUCAUGUUGAAAUAACGUUUUGUGUUUUUAUUUAAUUUUUAAAUGUAACUUAGUACUAUUUAAUAUGUAUUACUACAAAUUAUUAAAUAUUCAAAAUUUAAUUUUAUUAUCUGUGAAAUAUUUAUAUGUUUUCAAAUUAUAUCAUUUAAUACUAUAUUAUUAAGAACAAAUUUUGUUUUAUAUAUUUGAUAUUUAAUUUUUAGAUUUAGUUAUUAAUAAAAAAAAUUAAAAAAAAUUGUGGUAUUUGGUUUGAGCGGGACUAUGUUAUUAUAUAUAGUGUUUAUACGAUUAUACGAUUAUAGGAUUUAGGAUACCAUUAUACGAUUUAGGAUACCAUUAUCUAUUCUAUAAUAACAUACUCUAAUUAUUCUGUGCAUGUAUUUAAUUUUUCAAAAAAAUAGAUAUAAAAAGAUAUGAUUGUUAAGAUGCUCAUAUCAUAAUCACCAAUUAAAAUAAAAAAAUCGAUAUAAAAUGAUAUGAUUGUUAAGAUGCUCAUAUCAUAAUCACCAAUUAAAAAAGUAUUUAAUAAAAGUAAAAAAAGAGAGUAUAAUUUGGUUUGAUAGAGUAGAUUUCAAAAGUAUAUUUGGUUUAAUUAGAGUAUGUUUAUUAAGAGUAUAUUGAUAUUGGUUAGAUUUCUAUGAUAGUGAUCAGUGAAAUUUAUUUAGUUGUAUCGUUAUAACCUUGUUAUAGUUUAAAAAGGAGUCGAUAAAAAAAUUAUAUUUUAAAAGAAUAGAAUUAUGUUUAUUAAAAGUAUAUUGAUAUUGGUUAGAUUUGUAUGAUAAUGAUUAAAAGGAAUAUUUAUUUAGUUGGAUCGUUAUAAUCCUUUUUAUAGUCUAGAAAGGAGUAGAUAGAAAAAAAAACUCUAUUUAAUAGAGCAGAUGCUCGAAGUAGAAAACAAAUAACGUAACAAUAAGGGAUAAAUUAUUAGAAAAAGAUUUGUAAAUGGCAGAUAUUUGUGUAUUUUCUCUUCUCUGUAAUAUGCAUUCUGUCGAAAUAGUAAUAUAUACAGCCAUAAAACACUAACACAGAAUCUUUAUUAUACAUAUUUUUCAUAAUUUAUCUAUAUUAUUAAAACUAAAGUAUAUUUGAAAUGUUUAGAAACAUAGAUAAUAGUAGUAUUAACGAGUAUAAUACUGUUUGAAAAUAUGGAUAUCAGUAAAAAAAAGAAAUAUAAUGUCUUUUUAAUAAUUUCACUUAUAAAACUAAUCUUAUUUUCAACAGACUUAUUAUAUCGAUUUUUUAUUUUCUUAUUUUCAUUCAUCUUAACUACUUUAUUAAUUAUAUUACUUCAACAAUACAUCACAUCAUUAAUUAUAUUAACAUAAUAACAAUAUUGCAGAUUUUUAUUUAUUAGUUAAUCAACAUUAACUUUGUACCAAUUACAAAAUCAAAAUGUAAAAUAAUCGUGUUUUGCAUAUGGUUAAAAAUUCAGUUUAGUCUAUUUUACUAUUUUUUAUCUUAAUUUAAAUCGGUAAAAAUUUAUGUAGUCAAACACAUAAUUCAUAGACGUAGUUUAUGUGAAAAAUAAUAACUUAAAUCAAAAUAAUAAAAAUGUAUUACAUAUAUUGUCACUUAAUUUUUCAGACGAUAUAAAUAUUUUACAAAAUAAAGAAACAUUUUUUAUUUCACUUAAUUUAGCCAAACACAUAAAAAUAGUAUUUUUAAUUUGUUUAUAGAAUCAGUUAGACAUGGACACUCGGAUACCCAUUCAGGUAUGAUUUGUUUUUCUUUUGGUAUAAGUUGUUUUUGAAUUUGAUAUUAUGUCCCACUUGAAUAUUAUAAAUUUAUGUGUGAGUUUCGAGUCGGGUACUCUCAGGUUUAGAUGGUUAUGUUCUAAUAAUGUAUAUGAACUUAAAAAUAUCAAAAUAACCAUGUAUCUGAAACGAGUUCGAAAUAUUUUGUACCCAAAAUAAUUAUAUUACACGAUUCAAUCUGAAUCUUUUGAAUACAGUUAAUUAUAUGGCAACAUAUCUAAAUAUAUAAUAAUAAUAAUAAUCAUAAAAAAUAAAUAUUAAUUUAUAAAAAUAAAAUAACUAAUAUUUGUGCGGACCAAAUUCUAGUUAUGUUUUAAUAUUUAGUUUUGGAUUCGUAGCAUAUUCCGAUUUUGGCCAGUCAGCCACAACAAUUGACGAUGCACUUUUUGGUCGAGGAGGUUUUGAAGAUUUACUUGCAAGAAUUCUCUACAAAAAUACAUAGAACUACUUUGUGUUUACCAAACAUAGGUCUGCGACACAUAAUCGGAACCGAAAAUGCGAACCUGAUCCAAAGUGGACCAGUUCGGUUUCGGUCAUUGACUAUUUAUCUGAUUGGUAUUAAUGUUGAUUGUCCACGAAUAUCGGUUUAGUUUAUGUUUUUACUUGAAACCGAUCGGGAAUUCGUGUUAGCUCCCGUGUUUACUCCAGCUAAGAACACAUAUCCUACUCCAAUAGUGAUAUACAAAUCAUUUCAUGAUUUUUAAUAGGAUGAAUACCUGAAGUCCUAUCUGGAACCAACCUGAAUACCCGAAGUCCCAGCCUUAACCAAACAUAUGUGUUGCAAGAGAGGUUACUAGAUUCAAAACACCGUUUCACUCAAAAGUAUAACAGAGUGAAACCUUCUUGUUAACAACUUUAUGUCAUUUUAAGUGGAUUUUUACUAAAGUAACAUUUCAAUAAAAAUUGACAUAUACAACAUUGGACUAACACAAUUUUUAAUACAUUUAAAUCAGCAUUGAGAACAUGAAAUAUACCUAUUAUAAGAUAGGAUACACUUAAAAUAAACAGUUUCUUAUUGAUAUAUAAAGAGGAAAAUAAAUUUACUUAGAAACUUUGAAUUAGUCAAAAAUCCAAUCACAUGCAUUGCCUCUGUGGCUCUAUAUAUUGCCUUUGAGAACACAUUAGUUACUCAUCACUUCAAACAUAUAGCAGAAGAAAUUUGUCCACCAAAAAUGUCUAUCUUUCUUUGCUUCCUCUUACUCUUCCCUCUCUCUUUAAUUUUUAUAAAAAAGCUUUCAUCGUCCAAAGGGAAGCGGCCUCCAGGACCUAUGGGUCUUCCAAUCAUCGGAAACUUGCACCAACUUGGAAGAUUUUUUCACAAAUCUCUUCACAAAAUCUCCCAUGAAUAUGGACCAGUUAUGUCUCUCCGGUUUGGGGUAGUCCCUGUGGUCGUUGUUUCCUCCAAAGAAGGAGCUGAGGAAGUGCUCAAGACUCAUGAUCUCGAGACUUGUAGCCGACCUAAAACAGUAGGCACCGGGUUGUUUACUUACAACUUUAAAGACAUUGGUUUCGCUCCUUUUGGUGAGACAUGGAGAGAGAUGAGGAAAAUCGCGGUGCUAGAGCUUUUUAGCCAGAAGAAACUCAAGUCAUUCAGAUAUAUUAGAGAGGAAGAGAGUGAAGUGUUGGUCAAGAAAGUAUCAAAAGCUGUUGAUGAGACACAAAACUCAUCAUCGGUUAACUUGAGGAAAGUAAUAUUCUCCUUCACGGCCAGCAUCAUUUGUAGACUCGCUUUUGGUCAGAAUUUCCACGAGUGUGAGUUCGUGGAUAUGGAGAGAGUGGAAGAGCUGGUGCUUGAGUCAGAGACUAGCCUCGGAUCCUUGGCUUUCGCGGACUUCUUCCCUGCGGGAUGGGUCAUAGACCGGAUCUCUGGCCAGCAUUCGAAGGUGAAGAAAGCCUUUGCAAAACUCACCAACUUCUUUCAGUAUGUGAUCGAUGAUCACUUGAAGAAUGGGCAGCCCCAAGAUCACUCGGACAUCAUCAGUGUCAUGUUGGAUAUGAUCAGUAAACCCAGUAAAGGCGAUUCUUUCAAAGUCACUGAUGACCAUCUCAAAGGAGUCAUGUCGGAUGUGUUUUUGGCUGGAGUGAACGCUGGGGCCAUCACGAUGAUAUGGGCGAUGACAGAACUAAGCAGACAUCCGAGAGUGAUGAAGAAACUACAAGAAGACAUUAGAACAACACUCGGACCCAACAAAGAGAAAAUCACAGAAGAAGACCUAGAAAAAGUUGAGUACCUGAAGCUAGUGAUCGAGGAAACAUUCAGAUUACACCCACCUGCUCCUCUCUUGCUGCCAAGACUAACGAUAUCCGACGUCAAGAUUCAAGGCUACAACAUCCCAAAGAACACUAUGAUCCAAAUCAACACUUACGCGAUAGGACGUGAUCCCAAAUACUGGACCAAACCCGACGAGUUCAUCCCCGAGAGGUUUGUUGAUAACCCUAUCGAAUAUAAAGGUAAGCACUUUGAGUUAUUGCCGUUUGGAGCCGGUCGUAGGAUAUGCCCUGGGAUGGGCACAGGGACCACCAUCGUUGAGCUUGGCCUUCUUAACCUUCUUUACUUCUUUGACUGGAGUUUGCCCGAGGGAAUGACCAUUAAAGAUAUUGAUAUGGAAGAAGAUGGAGCUUUCGUCAUCGCCAAGAAAGUUCCUUUAGAGCUCGUUCCAACUCGUCAUCGCUGGUGAAGAGAACGUUAUCAUUUUAAUAAGAUCCAUAUUUUUACAUAUUUGUCUAAAUACUAUUGGUGUGGCUUUGUUUUAUCUAAAAUUGUUUUAAGCUUAUCAUGUCUUGUGAUCGGUACUUUACCAAUAAUGUUUUAAUAAUGUCUACAAUUAAUACCUAUGUUAAUCUAAAGUUUUAUCCUUCA
Brassica rapa (field mustard) is the source of this 6687-nucleotide messenger RNA. Its product is annotated as cytochrome P450 71B5. The record is from RefSeq and is a predicted model, not a curated record. Gene Ontology annotation, molecular function: iron ion binding; oxidoreductase activity, acting on paired donors, with incorporation or reduction of molecular oxygen; monooxygenase activity. NCBI's taxonomy places the organism in Eukaryota, Viridiplantae, Streptophyta, Magnoliopsida, Brassicales, Brassicaceae.